GUAUAUACCGAGAUUGUAAUUGUAUACAUAUAUAUACUGAAUUUAUGAAGAACUCAAAAGGGACACUAGCGCACCUGCCGCCCACGCGGCCGCCCCGCCCGGUGCGCCGACCAUUGCUGGUAUUCGCGUCGUCACGUCAGCGGUGGCCCUGGGCGUCCCAUUCACCAAUCCGCCAACAAUGCCCGCCUUGGACUGGAAGCAACGCACGGAGGAAGCGGCUCGGCGCCUGGAUAAGAUCAGCCACAUGCAGCUCUCCAUGUUCGGGCGCGCCUCCACUGCCACCGCGUAUGGUACCCACAUGGCCACGUAUCACAUGGAGCAUUCCGGCUUACCGCCUCCUGAGACGCUGGCCGCCUGGGAGGCGGCAGUGGCCAAGCUGGUUGACCGCAGCCAGGGCCCAUCUCAGCACGACCGGCGGCUCACCGGCGUCCCCGCCCGCCUCUUACCCGGUCACCCUGUGUCUGGGGGGUUUGGGAGUCUUCCCCUGCAGCAGCACAUUUAUGCACGUUGGGCCAAGCGCGCCGCCACCUAUGCGAGUGGAGACGGCACUACCCGCCCUGUUGCCGCCCAGGCACCGUGGCAGCGCGUAUUUGGGCAGCUGCUCCGCUCCUACCAUCCCUGCUUCCGCCCCAUGGCCCUGCUGACGGCUCGCACCAACGGCCCGUGGCUGGGCACCACCUCCCUGCCUCCCGGCCGAACAGUUCAGACAAAAUGGAACCUUCGAGACGGUGCCCCAUGCAUGACCGUACAGCAUGCAGUUCAUGCCCGCCUGGGCGCGCGCCGCCUUGAUGUCUAUGACAGUGACGAGUAGGAAGGUAGCCCGACGACGAAUGGCGGGUCAGGCGCAAAGGUCAGGUGGGUGUGGCGCAAAGGUCAGGUUUUUGGCGCCGGAGCUGACUCAGAUUAGGCGCUGGCAAGAAAGUCGAAAAUCUAGAUAAUGUCAAUGAUCUCGUCCCUGAGUGUGCUGCUUCCCGGUUGUGCGAACCGCAAGCGGGAGCGAAAGCGGCAGGGCGAGGGAGGGCCGAGGGCGCGGGGGAGGGGGAGGCCAGGGAUGGCGGAAAGGGCGGACAGGAGGACAGGCCCGAGCAUAUAGCUUGAUGUAACAGCAACAGCAAAUAAGGAAGCAAUACUUCAUACAUAAUGAGGGCAAAGAUGAGGAACCCCAGCAAGCGGGGGGAGAGAGUGUGGGAACUGUACGGUACUUGGGAGGCGGGCAUGAUUGGGUGACGCGGUGAAUGGCAAGUAAGAAAGGGCAGGAAAGGAAACGGGCUUAGCCCCCGAACAUAGUACUUGGGGCGGGCGAUGCUGAUGGGCAGUUGGUGGCCGCGUAGCGCCUCCCCGUAGCCACGCGGGUUUCACUCGGCGCCUGGGCUGAGUCCAGAAAUGCCCCCUGCUUGGGGGCACGUAUUCUCGUCCGCAGCGCCUCAGCUUGGGCACACGCUUGCGGCACGGGAGGCCAGGAGCUGGAAGGCGUGAGGGAACUCGCCACCCACGUAUGUCUAGCCAGCGUGACGCACACCCCAACCCGUAAUCUCUCGCGAUUCCCCGCGCUCAACGGGCUGGGCGUGGGACGAGUCGCACAACACUUCCGCAAUGCUCCCUGCGUUCUUUGCCGUGGACUACAUUUGCAUCAUACACCCUAUGCCAGCUGACAUGGGCUGCUUUCCUCGCGAACGCGCAAAGGUCAAUCCAUGGCGAGGCCGCUGCUUACCCCGGCGAACUUAUACCUUCCAUACAAAUUAGUGCAAUACGCGAUGACAAAUGAUAUUGCGAUGUGUUCUUGGAUUGCGGUGCUUCAGCGUGUGGGCGCGUAACGUUCUUGGGAGGUGGGAAUUCGCGGUCAACUCUUGCAACAGCUCUUUGAAAAUUCAAUAGUAUACGUGCACCCACUUGCUUCAUUUGAAAGCGUGUAGGUGCUUCAGUUGAUCGCGAAAGCUAAGCACGCCGAAAGGUCGCCCCUCGCAAACUUGCUCGCAAUUGUAAUCGCGCAUGCAA
Chlamydomonas reinhardtii is the source of this 1995-nucleotide messenger RNA. RefSeq lists its product as uncharacterized. The transcript has a single exon. The record is from RefSeq and is a predicted model, not a curated record. The coding region runs from base 179 to 811 and encodes 210 amino acids. NCBI's taxonomy places the organism in Eukaryota, Viridiplantae, Chlorophyta, Chlorophyceae, Chlamydomonadales, Chlamydomonadaceae.